This is a messenger RNA of Helianthus annuus (common sunflower), 444 nucleotides long. RefSeq lists its product as uncharacterized. The coding region runs from base 1 to 444 and encodes 147 amino acids. The transcript has a single exon. NCBI's taxonomy places the organism in Eukaryota, Viridiplantae, Streptophyta, Magnoliopsida, Asterales, Asteraceae. The record is from RefSeq and is a predicted model, not a curated record.
AUGGAAUUGAAUAAGAUUCCUACGGCUGAGGCUCUGAUGUUCCACAAUAUUGCUAUAAAUGAUCCGUCAUGUCCGCUAUGCAGUUCUGAAGCAGAGUCUGCGGACCACUUGUUCAUCGCUUGUUAUAUUGCGUCUACGGUAUGGAAUGGAGUCAGUUUGUGGUGUAAGAUUCCACAAAUUUUCGCGUUUUCUCUCCAAUAUCUGCUCAAUAUUUAUUCCGGUUUGGAUGUAUUGGAGAAAAAGAAGGAGGCGGUUCAAGGUAUUAUUAUCGUUUCAUGUUGGAGUCUGUGGCGUGCCAGGAAUAAGCUCAAGUUUUUGAAUGUCCCGUUCAAGAUAGAAGCUAUUUUAAGUAAAAUAAAGGCUUUAAGUUUCUUAUGGUUUUCUAAAAGAUCGAAAUAUAAAGGGAUAGUUUGGAAGGACUGGUACUCUUUUGUAAAUAUGUAA